This is a messenger RNA of Aplysia californica (California sea hare), 624 nucleotides long. RefSeq lists its product as uncharacterized. The transcript has a single exon. Bases 1 to 624 code for a protein of 207 amino acids. The record is from RefSeq and is a predicted model, not a curated record. Lineage: Eukaryota; Metazoa; Mollusca; Gastropoda; Aplysiida; Aplysiidae.
AUGUUACAGAGUAAGUCUGAUGAUCCUUACGUGGCUCUCAUGAACUACCGCUCCACUCCUUUACAGCAAGGACAGAGCCCAGCAGAACUUCUAAUGGGUAGGAAAAUCAGGACAAGAGUGCCCAUUUUCCCAGAAAAAUUGGUCCCAAAGGGAGGAGAAAGGCAGGUGGUCAGGAAGAUUGACGCAACUUUUAGGCAGAGGCAUAAACAGGAUUACGAUCGAAGACAUUGCGCCAAGCUCAUGUCAGACUUGUCAAAAGGACAGCCAGUUUGGGUUAAAACCCCAAGGGAUGCCAAGGCUACGGUUGUAGAAAGAUCGAGAGACAGAUCAUACCUCUUGAAAACGGACAACGGCUUGAAGGUUCGUAAUCGUCACCAGACCCGGCUGAAGACGGAAGGCGACGACAGUAACCAUCUCGUGAUCCCUAGAGAGUCUUCUAUGUUGCCUCACCAUCAGCCAGAAUUACCAGCAGAGUCACUAGAGUCAGACACAACCCUUCAUGAUACUUCCACUACGUCUGACUACAUAACGAAGUCGGGACGCCAUGUCAGGCCUCCGCAGAGACUCAGACUUGUAGGCGAAGUUUCUGCUGUGUACAGUGUAUAUAAGUUUUCAGAGUUAUAG